CCGUCUUCUGCUUUAUCCUCCACCAACAACAACGAUAAUGAGCGCCUUGGCUGCGGUCCUCCCUCAACCUACGUACGCACCCACCUUGGAAGAUGGCGAGGAUGACGACGUUCCACAACUGGGUCAAGGCUCUCAACAAGUAAUUCAACGUCCCACCAUCCCACCGUAUGGACAACGUCGAGGUUGGAAACCUUCGCGUCAAGAGGACUUCGGUGAUGGUGGAUCCUAUCCAGAAUGCCCAAUCGCACAAUAUCCGUUGGAAAUGGGGAAAAAGAAGGCUUCGUCUGGCAAUACACUAGCUCUGCAGGUUGACAGCGAAGGAAAUGUUCGCUACGACGCCAUAGCACACCAAGGCCAACGACACGGCAAAAUCGUCCAAUCUCAAUUUAAAGAUUUAGUCCCCCUUGCUUACCGAAAGGACCUCGAAGAAACUGAUCGCUCUAUGGAUCGACCAUCCGAAGAAGACGUUCAAGAAACGGCAGAAAAGACUCGCGCUGCCCUCGAAAAGAUUGUCCACGGCAAGAUAAAGGCAGCUCAACCCAAAAACGUUCCUGACAGCCAAGGGAAAACAUCGUUCAUCCGUUAUACUCCUGGGCAGCAGAAUGGUGAUGGCCUCAAGCAGAGGAUAAUUAAAAUGACAGAAGUCGUGGAAGACCCGCUAGAGCCACCUCGUUUCAAGCAUAAGAAAAUACCAAGAGGACCACCAAGUCCUCCUCCUCCCGUGCUACGUAGUCCGCCUCGGAAAGCUACCGCGGCUGAGCAGAAGGAGUGGAUGAUCCCUCCAUGCAUCUCUAACUGGAAGAACAACAAGGGUUUCACCAUCCCACUCGACAAGCGUCUGGCGGCAGAUGGUAGAGGUCUACAAGACGUUCACAUUAAUGACAACUUCGCCAAAUUCUCGGAAGCUCUUUUCGUUGCAGACAGACAUGCCAGAGAGGAAGUGCGACAACGGUCGUUAAUGCAGCAGAAAAUUGCUCAAAAGGAGAAGGAAGCAAAGGAGCAGAAUUUGCGUAUGCUCGCCCAGCGUUCCCGAGAAGAAAGAGGAGGCAUCACAUCCGCGAAACCUUCAGCUCAAACUCAAGCUGCUAUGAAAUCAUCAUUAGCGGCGUAUGGAAGCGAUAGCGAGAGUGGUGGGUCCGAUGCUGAAUCCAACGAUAGCGCGGAGGAUGAGGAGGCUAGAAGGAUACGCGAUGAGAUGCGUUCAGAGAAGAGGCGCGAUAGGCAGCGUGAAAUGAGAAUGAACAAUAUGGGUCAGGAACAACGAGCCAAGCAGCUUGCACGCCAGCAGAAUCGCGACAUCUCCGAGAAAGUUGCUUUGGGGCUUGCAAAGCCUACACUUUCGAAGGAGAGUAUGUUGGAUUCGAGGUUGUUCAACCAAGAGUCUUUAUCGAGCAACUUUGCCGAAGACGAGUCCUACAAUCUCUACGACAAACCCCUCUUCCACGGGUCUACCGCUGCAGCAGCGAUAUAUAAAGCCCGAGGUGAUAUUCAGGAGGGUAAUGAUGAGUCCUUUGGUGGAGGUACGGACGAGGGAAUUGGAAAGGCGCUGGAUAACGAUCGAUUCAGUCUGGGCAAACCUAAAGUUGGUUUCGAAGGCGCCAACGAACAGGAGGUUCGGGAAGGUCCCGUACAAUUCGAGAAGGAUACUGGGGAUGUCUUCGGUGUGAAUCAGUUCCUGUCAGAGGCAAGUACUGGGAAGAAACGUGGCCUGGAUUCUGCAGGUGGUAGUGGUUCGCGGAAACGUCAGCAACUUGACAGGGCUGAGGACCGGGAGUAGUUUGUUUGUAUUUCUAUCUCUAUAAUCCAUUAUGAGACCUGUAUGUUCUGGUUUUGACGGGAUACUUUCCGGUGGCAUUGAGCCAAGUAGGAGUACCAGAGUUUGAAACAGCUCAAUCUUAUCUUAUUUAAAGUUACGUAAUCCAUCGCAAUAUUUCGUGAGAAUCUUAGUCCACGAAGUUGGACACACGUACACCCACUGAUGAUCAUGUCGUGAAGUCGUUCUCGCCUUCUCACUUACUGGUAUCCGAUGUAAAAAAACUUCCACGGGAUUCCGUCGCCAAAAGGAUAUUUGGUAUCUAUCGCAACUUGCCUUACCCUUGUCAUGGGCCAAUCGUGAACCCACAGGCUUUAUGAAAGACAGGAAUUGACAUCGGUUACACCUAUUCAAUUCAUGGAUGUAUUAAGCUGGAGACUCUGGGUGGAGACUCUAGGUGGCUGGUCUCAUUGGACACGAGUUGGAGAUCCAAGCUACAUCUGACUCCACCAUACGCCUAUGGAAGCUCCUUUCAUCGAGCAGAUCCUUACGCAUAUCAGGUGCAAGCUGAUAUUCCUUGGAUAUGGUCUAAAUGAAUGCGUUUUCCGCACUUCAACCUUCAGGCGAACCUGAAUCCUAAUGAUCUAUACAUCUUUGGCAACCCUUGGAGUCUGUUGGAGACACCUGUUGCAUUGCGGACCCCGUCAUAAUACAUAUCGUCAAGCUGAAGAAGCAAUACUUGCAUUGCGUUGCCGGCUGUCGCUUGAUCUUUGUAGUCGGGCAUUUGACAGCCCUGGCAGUGGAUGCCCGCGAUACCAACCAGACCAGACCUGACCCUAUUCUUGGAUAUUGCACCCAAACGUCCAUCGAACUGUAGCAACUUACGCAUGGAAACGGUAAUUGCAUAGACACUUCCAUACUUGGCCUAUACAUGCACUCGGACGGCCUCCUCUAGCCUCCUCUCCUGUCGGAUACUCAUGGAAAUCCAAAUAUGUACAUCAACUCACCCUCCGGCGUCCCUUUUCCUUGCUCUAGGACAGUAGGUCGCCACUGAUAAAUUGACAUGGUGUGUACCAAGUUUGAUUUAGCGCAAAAAUGUUUUUUCUUUUCACGGUUCAUGACCUUAUCAUGCUGCAACUCAGCGUCCUUUAAUUGUUUCGCACAUGGGCACAUAGUGUGGUGCUGGUGGUCCAGGCUUUCGCGGCGUCUCAUUGUACAGUAUUAUCCUGACUGUGUCGGCCUUUACGGUGUGCUACGACCAUCGGUGGUCCUGAAUCAAGGAGUUUUCUGUACUACUCCCGCGGGUUCGUCGCUUUGCAUAUUUCCGUUGUGCAUCCAGGGCUCGCCGC
Molecule: messenger RNA, 3102 nt
Organism: Marasmius oreades (fairy-ring Marasmius)
Lineage: Eukaryota; Fungi; Basidiomycota; Agaricomycetes; Agaricales; Marasmiaceae
Exons: 7
Coding region: 38-1777 (579 amino acids)
Biological process (GO): mRNA splicing, via spliceosome
Cellular component (GO): spliceosomal complex
Source: RefSeq, a predicted model, not a curated record